This is a messenger RNA of Capsella rubella, 1618 nucleotides long. RefSeq lists its product as uncharacterized. Gene Ontology annotation, molecular function: glycosyltransferase activity. NCBI's taxonomy places the organism in Eukaryota, Viridiplantae, Streptophyta, Magnoliopsida, Brassicales, Brassicaceae. Gene Ontology annotation, cellular component: membrane. The record is from RefSeq and is a predicted model, not a curated record. The transcript is spliced from 2 exons. Bases 295 to 1512 code for a protein of 405 amino acids.
UAUUUACAUCUUAUAUAAAGUUCUUUCUUUUUCUCGACGACAAGAAAAUUCCACAUUUCAACCCCAAAAUUUUAUAUUUUAAUUUGACCCAAAAGAUAAAGAGAACUCAAUAACAACAACAAAAAAUAUAUAUUGAAAAUUUCUCCACUUGAAAAAGCGGUAUCGUAUCUCUUGCCCUUAAAGCAAAGAACUUGUCUCUAGCUCCUUCUUCAUUCAAACUUUGUUGAUUACAUUCACUCCUCUUUUGGAACAUCAACACAAGCUAAGCACACAAUUCUCUCUGUCUCUCUCUCGAUGAAGAACCCAAACUCAUCAUUGUCUUCCUCAACACCAUCUAGAACAACAAAGCUUCUCAAUGCUCAAUACCAUCACUUUCUCAAUCUCCUCUCUUAUUCUCUUAUCCUCUGUUGUGGCAUAAUCAUUGGCAUACUUCUCCAUUCCUCUCUACAAGACUUCUCUUCUACGUCUUCACUAAGCAUCCAACGCAUCUCUCAGCUCUUCGUCGUCUCCUCUCUUCCUCCUUCUCCUACUCUCCCCCUUCCUCCUCCUCCUCCACCUUCUCAGCCCGAGAAAGAUGGGCUGGAACGCUUUAUUAAGCCACCAGAGAAGCUUAUGCACGACAUGGAAGACGAAGAGCUUCUUUGGAGAGCUUCAAUGGCACCCAAGAUCAAGAAUUACCCUUUUCCUCGAACACCAAAGGUUGCUUUCAUGUUCAUGACAAAGGGUCAUUUGCCUUUAGCUCGUCUAUGGGACAGGUUCUUUCGCGGGCAUGAAGGCCUUUUCAGCAUCUAUGUUCAUUCAUACCCUUCUUACAACCAGUCCGAUCCUGAAGAUUCAGUCUUCCAAGGCCGCCACGUUCCAAGCAAGAGAGUGGAUUGGGGAUACGUGAAUAUGGUGGAAGCAGAACAAAGAUUACUAGCAAAUGCUUUAUUAGACAUAUCAAACGAACGAUUCGUACUUCUUUCUGAAUCAUGCAUACCUCUUUUCAACUUCACUACCGUUUACUCUUACCUCAUGAACUCAACUCAAACUCACGUUGAGUCUUAUGACCAACUUGGUGGAGUUGGACGUGGCCGAUACAGCCCUCUAAUGCAGCCACAUGUUCAGUUACACCACUGGCGUAAAGGCUCCCAAUGGUUCGAGAUGGACCGUGCCAUGGCCCUAGAAGUCAUCUCCGAUAGAAUCUAUUGGCCUCUCUUUUACAGUUACUGUCACCAUGGUUGCUACGCGGAUGAACAUUACAUCCCUACACUCCUCAACAUCAAAACAAACCUGAACCGGCGCAAUUCGAACCGGACACUCACGUGGGUCGACUGGUCCAAAGGUGGCCCUCACCCGAACCGGUUUAUUAGACACGAGGUGACUGCGGAGUUCAUGGAGAACCUUAGGAGUGGUGGUGAGUGUCUAUACAAUGGAGAAAAGACGAAUAUGUGUUAUCUAUUUGCUCGCAAGUUCUUGCCUACUGCUCUAGACCGGUUGCUCAGGUUCUCACGUAUUGUUUUACAUUUCUGAUUAUUUACUAUUCUUCUUUCAUUUAUUAUUUUUAUUUUUCAAUAUUCUUCACCGUGAUAUUAUUGUAUAAUUAAUCUUUUGAUUAUUCGUAAAUGAGGAGUUUAAA